This is a messenger RNA of Phymastichus coffea, 2965 nucleotides long. It is a transcript of the gene Drgx, whose product is annotated as cone-rod homeobox protein-like. Gene Ontology annotation, biological process: regulation of transcription by RNA polymerase II. Lineage: Eukaryota; Metazoa; Arthropoda; Insecta; Hymenoptera; Eulophidae. Gene Ontology annotation, molecular function: DNA-binding transcription factor activity, RNA polymerase II-specific; RNA polymerase II transcription regulatory region sequence-specific DNA binding. The coding region runs from base 404 to 1672 and encodes 422 amino acids. The record is from RefSeq and is a predicted model, not a curated record. The transcript is spliced from 5 exons.
UCGGCGGGCAACCUCCGAGGCAGGACAGCGCGCCGGAGCAGCGCCGCCGGGCGCGCCACCAGCCGCAGCCACGGCCACGACCACGCUCUUCCGACCGGGCGCCGACUGCUCCUCCAGUCCCCCGCUGCUCAAGAUUGGCUCGGUACAUGCCCAGCAAUCGUCGUCUCAGCGAGCCCAGCAGCAGUCGUCGCCGACAACCCAGCAGCAGCAACAGCAGCAGCAGCAGCAGCAGCAGCAGCAGCAGCAGCAAGCAGCGCGGGAGGCUCAGGCGACUCAGUUGGCAGCGGCGGCGGCGGCGGCGGCGGCGGCGGCGGCGGCUGCAGCGGCGGCCAGCGGCGCGUCGGCAGCGGCGGCAGGAGGCCCAGGGGCGGCAGCGGCCAGCCGGGCGGCGAGCGGCGCGGGCAUGUUCUGCUACCACUGCCCCUCGGGCCUGCCGGCUCCGAGGCUGCCGCCUUCCCUCGAGUACCCCUUCGCACCCACUCAUCCAUAUGCCAGCUACUCGGCCUACCAUCCGGCCUUGCACGGCGUUGGCGAAGACUCGUUCGUGCGGAGAAAACAGCGGCGAAAUCGAACGACCUUCUCGCUGAUGCAGCUGGAAGAGCUCGAAAAGGCAUUCGCGCAAACGCACUAUCCAGAUGUGUUCACCAGGGAGGAUCUGGCGAUAAAAAUCAAUCUCACCGAGGCUCGAGUACAGGUGUGGUUUCAAAACAGACGGGCCAAGUGGCGCAAGAGUCAGCGCCUGCAGGAGGAGCAGCGCAAGCGCGAGGGCGCGAGCUCGAAUCCAAGCGAGUCGUCGAACCCAAGCGGCGGCCAGCAAGCGAGCCAGCAGCACGACUCGGGCCUGACGUCGGACGACGCGCCGGGCAAUCAGGAGGCGCUGAGCGGUUCGCGUAGUCCGAGCACGACGUCGACGUCGGUGAGCCCACGGCCAGGACUCCACGGUGGACCGACACCUUCGUCGGCCUCGCCGCAGCCUCGACUGACGCCUCAGCCGAUCUCCCAGCACUCCACGCCGACGCAGCAGCAGCAGCAGCAGCAGCAGCCGUCGAGUCUGGACUCGCAACAGCAGCAGCAGCAGCAGCAGCAGCCGGGUCUAGCUGCGACAGCCGGAAGUGGACCGCCCGCCGAGAGCCCUGUGAGUGCCGGACCGGGAGGCUUCCGACCGGUCGAGACCACGGCCACCUCGCUGUUCUUCUCGCCACACCUGGCGGCGCAGUUCUCGCCGCCGCUGUUCGCCUCCAAGUUCCAAAUGGCAGCCGGCAGCCCGGUGAGCUCGCUCGUGUCGGCGGCGAGCUCGAGCGCGCCGUCGCUCUGGAGCACGGCCAUGGAGUCGUCGUCGAGGGCGAGCAGCCUGCAGGAGAUGCUGUCCUGGUCGCCGGCCAGCUGGGCGGCGGCGGGCUGCACGAGCUCGCUGUGCGGCUGCUGCAAGAGCGCCGGCGGCAGCAGCAGCGAGCAGCAGCGCAGCAGCAGCCUGGCGGAGCUGAGGCGCAAGGCCCACGAGCACAGCACGGCCUCUGCGCUGCUCGGCGGCCUCGCCAGCGCCGCCGGCUUCCACUUCCCGGCGCUGCCGCUGCCCCUGCUGCCCCCGCUGCUGGGCUUGUCGCGGCCCAGGCCCGAGCCCGCGGCCCACCACCUGGCACACCUGCAGCCGGCCGCCAAGGAGGAGCCCUAGGUCGCCGGCACUUGGCGCGCCACGCUGGGGACGGCGAGAGCGCGGCCCGAUGUACCAUACCGAUAGCCGACUGGCCGACGCGCGGCCACGGCUGUCCAUAGAGAGCAUAGCGUAGCCCGUAGCCACGCACCGGCGCGCCCGAGAAUCGUAGCCUUUGCAUCGUCGCGGUGACGUUCGGACGAAGCAAGUGGUCGUGCUGCCGAGGACGAGCCGGCGUCCCGUUGCGCGAGUGCGCAGCAGCGUCGGGCGCGCCAAGGCUCGUUGGCAAUCAAUGCGCCUCACAAGAAAAGCCGCGCUCGGCUCCGCUGCCCCUUCCUCGGCCAGCCGCCGGAAGAGAGAGAGAGAGAGAGAGAGAGAGAGAGAGAGGCGCGCGACGAAGGGGUACGUCUCGGCGAGAAGGGGCUGCGCGAGAGGAGAGCGCGCGGGCUCGGCGCGGCCAAUGGGGAUAGAGGCGCCAUUGAUCGGCACGUGCCGAGGCGCUUCGGUUCGCCACCCGUCCGCCGCGCCCCACCAGCUCCUCCGCCGCGCGAUAUGGCGGAGGUACUCCAUCGAGCACGCACACUCCGUUACACUUACUGCUAAACCGUAUUAAUCAACGACAUCGCGGAUUUAGCCCCGCGCCGGCGCGCCGAGACAAAGCGCCGGCGCUGCCGGCUCUUUCUUUUCGCCUCCCCCCGGGCCAGCUCAACGACGCGCGGCUUCCGAUUUCCACUGCUACGGCCCUCCGCCUCCCGCGCGAUCCUCCGCGCGACUGAGCGCCCUGCUGAUUUCGCUCCCGCCUGCUCCGACGAGCUAUUCUGCCGCGCGUCCGUCUCCGCGACUCCGCCGAUUGCUCCUUUUUUCCACUGGCUCUGAUUAAAUUACUGGCCCCCGUAAAUUGUCCCCCGACUGGACUGACAGCAGGCCCCUUUCUCUCUCGUUGCUUUCUCAAUGCUCUGGGCUCGUACGCGCGCCCAGCUUUAUGAAUCUUCGUAGGGCAAACGCGAGACAAGCAGCUCUUACACCUUUCGCGCAUUCGUUCGGGAAGCGUCGUUGAUUUUCAUGUCACGCAAAACCACGUAGAAGACAAUAAUAUUUUUAAAAUAUUCGUGUCACCUUUAACUAGCUGUAUAAGAAAGGAUAAGUGUAAAAAAUUUUUGUAAAUACUACCACGACCUAAGUCUUAAAUAGAAAUUAGACGAUAAAAGAAUUCGUUGAAAUAGUUUAACCAUUACAAUUUAUAAAAUAUACAGUUUUCUCGCGUGCAAUAUAAUCUUAAAUAAUUUCACAACUUGUAAUAUAAAAUAUGUGUAA